AUGCCCUCCUCGUUGCGCUCCUCUUCGUCCACUUCGACCUCAUCCUCGUCAACCAACGGCCAACGGCCCUCCUCAACGGCCGGGGGCUCCUCCCAUCGGAGCUCCAAAAGCAGCAGCAGCAGCAGCUGGAAGUCCGAGUACUUGCCCCUAUCCCGAGACAAAGGCCUGCCGCUGAGGUUCAUCGCCUACGCCGCGGGCGCCUCGCUGCCGACGACGGUGAAGAAGAUGACGAGGACGGAGACCAAGGACAACGACAAGCAGGCAAGUGGUGGCCCCAGGUGGGACUUUUUCGGGCGCGACACGCAGCUGUUCUGGGUCGUUGUGCCAGAGGACCGGCAGAACAAGAAGAAGCGCGGCCGGAGCAGGACGUCGAGGGAGAGAAGCACCACCGCCACCCAGCAGAGGAGUCAAUCUGCGGCUUCGUCCCAGGCGGCGCCGCCGGAGCUCAACUUUCCCCCUGAGGCGGCGGCAUCGUCUUCUCGCGCACCACCAUGGACAGGGGGGUCAAUGACGGGCAUGGUGCCUCCUCAAGCUUCUGGUCUUCCGGGGUAUGGUCAGCCAAAACCUGCUGCUGGCUUUCCGUUUGGCAUUCCUCCGGUGGUGAAUCUGCCUGGAGGGAGUUCGAUGCCGUCUUUUCGAAGGAAACAGACUUGUUGA
Molecule: messenger RNA, 657 nt
Organism: Trichoderma citrinoviride
Lineage: Eukaryota; Fungi; Ascomycota; Sordariomycetes; Hypocreales; Hypocreaceae
Exons: 1
Coding region: 1-657 (218 amino acids)
Source: RefSeq, a predicted model, not a curated record